Molecule: messenger RNA, 1386 nt
Organism: Gavia stellata (red-throated loon)
Lineage: Eukaryota; Metazoa; Chordata; Aves; Gaviiformes; Gaviidae
Gene: A4GNT
Product: alpha-1,4-N-acetylglucosaminyltransferase
Exons: 4
Coding region: 1-1386 (461 amino acids)
Biological process (GO): protein O-linked glycosylation
Molecular function (GO): acetylglucosaminyltransferase activity
Source: RefSeq, a predicted model, not a curated record
AUGGUGCAGGUGCAUCCCUACAAAGUCUGCAGCGAUGCUCCCAUCUACAGCAUUCAAGGUCGCGAGCUCCAAGCACACGUGAGUCACGCUGCAGAAAAUCCAGGUGGGUCCCGUUGGCCCCAAGCCAUUUCUGGGACUGAGAUUCAGCCCACAGCAGCCUCAGUUUUCUUCUGUGCAUCAGUCUCCUGCCUUCAGAAAUCCCUUUGCAUGCUCCAAAGAGUUUGGGUGUCUUCACCAGGGAGCUGGGCUUUAAGGGAGCCUGAUUGCCACCAUAGUGGCAAACAAACAAGCUGGAAAUGUGGAUUUGUCAGAACUAUAAUCCAGCAUCCAUGUCUGAGGCAUGACCCCAAAGGCCCAGGGAAAGCAAGAAUGUUGAAGAAAAUCCAGAUAUGCCUCUGCUUCUUCUUCGUCUCGGGCAUUUUGUACGAGAUCUCCCUGCUGUCCGGCUGCUUCUUCUCCUAUAUGCCUAUGUCGAAGCACUUCCUGACAUCUGAGCAGGUCUUGAACCUCGGCAAAAGCAUCAUCUUUCUGGAGACAACGGAGCGCUUGGAGCCACCUCCACUGGUGUCCUGUUCUGUGGAGUCUGCCGCUAGGAUUUACCAGGACCGGCCCAUCAUCCUUUUCAUGAAGGGACUUACGAACGACACGGCGUUGGACUUGAACUCAAGCUAUGCAGCCUUCUCGCUUUUGUCUUCUAUGAAGAAUGUCUUCAUUUUUCCUCUCCAGAUGGAAACUGUCUUCCAGGAGACCCCUCUGCUCCAGUGGUACAACCAGGUAAUCCCGGAGCAGGAGAAGAACUGGGUCCACGUCAGCUCCGACGCCAGCAGACUGGCACUCAUUUGGAAGUAUGGGGGCAUCUACAUGGACACGGAUGUCAUCUCCAUCAGGCCCAUCCCCGAGGAAAGCUUCCUAGCGGCGCAGAAGUCGCGGUUCUCCAGCAACGGGAUCUUUGGCUUCCCUCCCCACCACAAAUUUAUUUGGGACUGCAUGGAGAACUUUGUUCUGAAGUACAAUGGGAACAUCUGGGGGAACCAGGGGCCCUUUUUAAUGACAAGGAUGCUCAAAGCCAUCUGCAAUCUCACUGAUUUCAAAGGCACCGAGGACCACAGCUGCCAGAACAUCUCCUUCCUCAAUCCCCAGCGUUUCUACCCCAUACCGUACCCAGCCUGGGGCCGGUACUACGAGGUGUGGGACAAAAGCCCCAAUUUCAACCACUCCUAUGCGCUGCACUUGUGGAACUUCAUGAACCACAACCGGAAAGCUGUGGUUGCAGGCAGCAACACUCUGGCUGAAAAACUGUACAAAGCCUACUGCCCCACCACAUACGAGGACCUGAUCCAAAAUGCGAAGCUGAGGGAUUUCACACACUCUGAGGAUGCUGCGUGA